This is a messenger RNA of Centropristis striata (black sea bass), 6083 nucleotides long. It is a transcript of the gene stag2a, whose product is annotated as STAG2 cohesin complex component a. Gene Ontology annotation, molecular function: chromatin binding. The record is from RefSeq and is a predicted model, not a curated record. Gene Ontology annotation, biological process: sister chromatid cohesion. The coding region runs from base 251 to 4072 and encodes 1273 amino acids. The transcript has 34 exons. Lineage: Eukaryota; Metazoa; Chordata; Actinopteri; Perciformes; Serranidae. Gene Ontology annotation, cellular component: nucleus; chromatin; cohesin complex.
AACCUUUGCUAUGUUAGCCACCAGGAGCCUCUCAGCCUGAGCUAGCGAAUAAAACCAACAGUUUCCCGUUUGGUAAAAUGACAGUUUGUACAGGAAAAUAACGACAGCGCCCUCUUUGCAAAGUCCGCAGCGUUUGGAUUAUUUGCUUUCUGUCCGUGUUUGAUUUUAAAACGAGGUGCGGACACCUCCUUGCUUGGGCUCCAGAGCAGUAAAAGCACCGACUCCAGCAGAUCCAGAAAAUGUUAAAGAAAUGAUAGCAGCGCAGGAUUUGCACACAGAGUUUCAAUUUCCUCAAGAGGCAGAAUCUCAGUUGUCUUUAGAUACUGACCUUGAGGAUCCUGAUGGCAAAAAUGCAAGGACAGGAAAGGGCUUGGCAGCCAAGAAAGGCAAGAAGGCGUUUGGAGACAAAGGUGGGGCAGCGGGGAGGACCCCUGGUCCUGGCAGGGUGAAUGGCCAUCAUCGGGAGAACGGGAUGGAGAACAUGACCCUGUUUGAGGUGGUUAAAAUGGGGAAGAGUGCCACACAGUCUAUUGUUGACGACUGGAUCGAGGCUUACAAACAGGACAGGGACGUCGCUCUCUUGGACUUAAUCAACUUCUUCAUCCAGUGCUCUGGCUGCAGAGGUGGUGUGAGCGGAGAUAUGUUCAGACAUAUGCAGAACUCCGAAAUCAUCCGGAAAAUGACAGAGGAGUUUGAUGAGGACAGCGGUGACUACCCGUUAACGAUGUCAGGACCACUGUGGAAAAAAUUCAGGAUAAGCUUCUGCGACUUCAUUGCGGUUCUGGUCCGUCAGUGUCAGUACAGCAUCAUCUACGACGAGUAUAUGAUGGACACACUCAUCUCGCUGCUCACCGGCCUGUCGGACUCUCAGGUCCGGGCCUUCAGACACACGAGCACACUAGCAGCCAUGAAGUUGAUGACGGCCUUGGUGAACGUCGCUCUCAACCUGAGCAUCAACAUGGACAACACGCAGAGACAAUAUGAGGCAGAGAGGAACAAGGUCAUUGCAAAAAGGGCCAAUGAUCGGCUGGAGCUCCUGUUACAGAAGCGUAAAGAGCUUCAAGAAAAUCAAGAUGAAAUUGAAAACAUGAUGAAUGCAAUUUUCAAAGGAGUGUUUGUUCACAGAUAUCGUGAUGCCAUUGCUGAGAUCCGAGCUAUUUGUAUUGAGGAGAUCGGUGUGUGGAUGAAGCUGUACAGUGAUGCCUUCCUCAAUGACAGCUACCUGAAAUAUGUUGGCUGGACAAUGCAUGACAAGCAAGGUGAGGUGCGCCUGAAGUGCCUGACCUCCCUGCAGAGCCUCUUCUACAACAGAGAGCUCGGAGCACGACUGGAGCUCUUCACGAGUCGCUUCAAGGACCGCAUUGUUUCUAUGACUCUGGACAAAGAAUAUGAUGUUGCGGUACAAGCCAUUAAACUUCUGACCCUUGUCUUGCAGAGUAGUGAUGAGGUUCUGACAGCAGAGGACUGUGAGAGUGUUUAUCAUCUGGUUUACUCAGCACAUCGACCCAUCGCUGUUUCAGCAGGAGAGUUUCUGUUUAAGAAGCUCUUCAGCCAUCGAGGUCCUGAGGAGGAAGGACUCCCGAGGAGGGGCAGGCAGAGCCUCAAUGGCAGCCUGAUCAAGACCACCGUCUUCUUCUUCUUGGAGAGUGAGCUCCAUGAACACGGGGCCUACUUGGUGGAUAGCUUGUGGGAGUGUGCGUCAGAGCUGCUGAAGGACUGGGAGACCAUGAUCAGCCUGCUGCUGGACGAGCCGGUACCAGGAGAGGAGGCCCUGACUGAUCGCCAAGAGACAGCUCUGGUUGAAAUCAUGCUUUGUGCCAUUCGCCAGGCGUGUGAAUGCCACCCUCCAGUGGGCAGAGCCACCGGGAAGAGGGUCCUGAGUGCAAAGGAGAAGAAAACCCAGCUGGAUGACCGGACACGGAUCACAGAGAUGUUUGCAGUUGCGUUGCCUCUGUUAUUGGCCAAAUACUGCGUUGACAUCGAUAAGGUGACCAAUUUGCUACAAAUACCAAAGUACUUCGAUCUUGACAUCUACACAACUGGCCGGUUGGAAAAGCAUUUGGAUGCCUUGUUGCGGCAAAUCUGGGAGGUCCAGGACAAGCACACAGACACGGAGGUCCUGGAGGCCUGCUCCACCACCUACCACUCUCUCUGCAACGAAGAGUUCACCAUCUACAACCGCGUGGACAUCGCCCGCUCUCAGCUGCUUGAUGAACUCGUGGACAAGUUCAACAGACUCCUGGAGGACUUCCUGCAAGAGGGUGAAGAACCAGAUGAGGAUGAUGCCUACCAGGUUCUGUCUACACUCAAGAAAAUCAGCGCUUUCCACAAUGCACAUGACCUCUCAAAGUGGGAUCUCUUCACCAGCAACUACAGGCUUCUCAACACAGGUCUGCAGAACGGGGAUAUGCCUGAACAGAUUGUGAUUCACUCAAUGCAGUGCACACAUUACGUCAUCCUGUGGCAUCUGGCGAAGGCUUCAGAUGGAAGUUCAUUAAAGGGCGACAUGGUGACAUUAAGAAAGCAAAUGAGAGCUUUCUGCUUAAUGUGUCAGCGUUACCUCAACAGCAUCAACAACUCAGUUAAAGAGCAGGCCUUCACCAUACUAUGUGAUCUGCUAUUGAUCUUCAGUCACCAAAUUAUGUCUUCAGGCCGGGAGCAACUGGAGCCUCUGGUCUAUACGCCAGACUCUUCUUUGCAGUCAGAUCUGCUCAACUUCAUUCUGGAUCAAGUGUUCAUUGAUCAGGAUGAUGACAACAACAGCACAGACGGACAGCAGGAUGAAGAAGCCAGUAAAAUUGAGGCUUUGCACAAGCGAAGGAACCUUCUGGCUGCCUAUUGCAAAUUAAUCAUUUACAAUGUGGUGGAAAUGAACACUGGAGCAGAUAUAUUUAAACAGUAUAUGAGGUAUUACAACGACUACGGAGAUAUCAUCAAGGAAACAAUGAGUAAAACGAGACAAAUCGACAAAACACAAUGUGCAAAGACGCUUGUGUUGAGCCUGCAAAUGUUAUUCAAUGACAUGCUGUCUGAACAUGGCUUCACUGUCGACCGCUCAACUUCUUCCUUCUGUGGCAUCAAAGAGCUCGCCCGUCGCUUCUCGUUGACUUUUGGCUUGGACCAGAUGAAGACCAGAGAGGCUAUCGCCAUGUUGCAUAAGGAUGGAAUCGAGUUUGCUUUUAAGGAUCCUAGUCCCCAAGGACUGGGGAACCCGCCUCUCAAUCUGGCUUUUUUGGAUAUCCUGAGCGAGUUCUCCAGCAAACUGAUUCGGCAGGACAAGAGAUCAGUGCACAUGUACCUGGAGCGGUUCAUGACGGUUCAGAUGGCGCUGCAGCGAGACGACUGCUGGCUGCCGCUCAUCUCAUACAGGAACUCGCUGCAGGCUGGAGGGGACGACGACACCAUGUCUGUCCUCAGUGGGAUCAGCAGUCGAGGGUCCACCAGGAGUAAGAAGACCAAGCCAGCGGCUGCUGCCAAAAGGAAAUUGCCUGACGCAGAAGAGAACAGCUGCAGCAGCAGUGAUGCAGUUUGGAUGAACCGCGAGCAGAACGUGCAGACGCCGGUGAUGAUGCACUCGCCACACCUCACCUCGACAGUACUGAGGGAUCCAAAGAAGCUGAGGCCAGAGGAAAGCUACGCGGCUGCAUUCACCAUGCCGACGGAGCAGCAACCCCAUCAGCCCGCACCGCCACAGCAGCAGCACCAUCACCACCAGGCUGCUAUUGAUUACAAUACCCAGGUCACCUGGAUGUUGACACAGAGGCAACAAGCUGAGGCCCGUCAGCAGCAGGAGCGAGUUAGCAUGCACUACGCCAAGAUGAGGAACCACAUGCAGCAGGCGAUUCGUCGAGGCUCAGGACUCAUGGAGGACGACGAGGAGCCAAUAGUGGAGGAUGUGAUGAUGUCAUCAGAGGACCGCUUAGAGGACAUCAACGAGGGCAUGGACUUUGACACAAUGGACAUCGACUUGCCGGCAUCAAAGAAUCGCAGAGAGAGAACUGAACUGAAGCCGGACUACUUUGAUCCGUCUUCCAUCAUGGAUGAUUCGGUUCUCAAUGUUCCAAUGUUCUAAAGCAAACGGGAUGCAUCCAGGAUAAUGUGUUAUGAAAAUCCUUGGAAGAUGAGAUGGACGACUGUUCUCUGUGAAAAUCAGAAUGGAGCAAAAUGGACUGCUAUAUAUGUUUCGUGAGACACCAAUGUUUGCCUCUUUAACACUUUGUUAAAACUCAAGGGCGAGAGCUUGAAUUUGAAUUUUAUUCUGAUAUUUUCACACACACACAGGACGUUUGUCACACUGCAGCAGCGGUUUGUUUUUGCUCAGUUACCCUAAAAAACAACUUGAUGUUCGCUUAUAUCGCUAAUGUGGCAGGUGCAUGGUGAGGGGACAAUAGCAGACUGAAAUUCAAAUUAAUAAUAUAUACCUUUAAUCUUUUUUCAUUCAGUAGACAAAAAUUGUCUGAUGUAAAUACAUAGUGGCCAAUAUACAGGAGGGGUGAACACAAUUUCAUGAACACCGGUGGAUAGAACUACAAUAGCCCUGCAAAAUAAUGCUCCCUUUGUUCUGCUUGUGGUGUUCAGUUGUUGUUCGACACUAAAAUGACACUGCACUUUGUCACAGAGGUAUUAAUUAAAGUCUAUGGUUAUUUUGCAGCCAUAUUUUUUAGAAAUUAUCGUAGGAUCCAAUCAAUGCCUCUUUGAUUCAAUCUAAACAGAAAUUGUACCUCAUGAGCUUCAUAAAGACGGCAUGUUUUGCAGGGCUAUUAAAUUGGACUGCACUGCAUUGUUAAGGUGUCAGUGAUAUUGCGUUUACCUGCUAUACUUUUAAACUGUAGACUUUGGCAUGGCAUGUAGCCAUAUAUCGAAACAUGUACACAGUAAAGUAUAAUGUGAACUGGCGUCUCAUACUGUUCAAAGGCCUUGCCAGAAAUGAUAUACGACAUUCUCAGAUUUCUUUGUGAUGGUAUUUUUUAGAAAUGUAUGUGUUCUGCUUUUAUACCUUAUAGAUGACUUUGAUUUAUAGAUAUUUUGUAAUGACAAUCAAAUGUAAAGUAAUGGUUUCUAAUCAUGUUAUUUCACAUAGAUGCUGAAAUAAUCCUUUUUGAUGAAAAUGAUUAUGUUACUUAUAGAAAUGGCCAGCUGUUUGUAUUUUCUUUCAACCUCUCUAUAACAAAUGAGUGCAAAAGUAAUGCAUUGCUCAAAUGUAGUAAUUUGACAAAUUGAUGGCUGCAUCUAAAGUUAUUUUUUAAUAUUGGGAGCAUUCACAGUGUCAUACAUAAAGUUUUAACUCAACCUUAGACAUGUAAUCUCGCCUAUAUCCUGACUAUUUUUCUCUGCUGUAUAGUAUCUAAUAACAUCGAAUAAAACAGACAUGCCAUAGUUGCAAUUUUUAAAAGAAAGGAUUUGAAAAUGGUUGGUAAAGUUGUGUGUUGUUUGUUUUGGGGUUGUUUUUUUCCAGUUUGCAAGUGUGCAGAAGAUUUAUUUGACGAGCCACUGUUGCGUGUAUAAGACAUAUAGAGCUAUUCUAAAUUACAAAGUUUUAGAAUUCUUUAGUCAACUAUCAUAGUAUCAGAAUUGUAUAUUAUACAAUUACAGAUGUGUAAUAUAUUGUGAAUCGGUGCUCAUUUUAUAAAGGCUUUUUCUGUUUGCUUAAAAUUUUAGGGAAAGGUUAAAUAGAAUUUUAAGUUAACCCACUAAUUUGCAAGUAUAAAUAUAGUACAUUGUUUUGUUUGUCUUUUAUGGACUGUUGCCAUAUUUCUUUACCUCUUUGUAUUGGCCUGGUUGGCAGAUUCAGAUUUGAUGGAAAAUGUGUAUUCAUAUUGUAGUUAGAAAGAAACCCCUGAUUUCCUCAGAAUCUCACUAUAAACUGGAGAAACUGACCACACGGUCUUGAAUAUUACCAUAUACAUUACUGACUAUUUGUAUGAGGCAGAUGAGAAAAACAUCUUAGAAUUGCCUGUAAAUUCACAUUAAUCCUGUCAUUUGAAUCUUUCCUGUUUUGCAUUGAACUGCUGAAAACGUGCAUACAGCUGUAUGUUUACACAUAUUUAAAUAUUUGUGUAUAUUAAAUUUGUGUUUUUAUUCUA